Molecule: messenger RNA, 2795 nt
Organism: Oryctolagus cuniculus (rabbit)
Lineage: Eukaryota; Metazoa; Chordata; Mammalia; Lagomorpha; Leporidae
Source: RefSeq, a predicted model, not a curated record
AUGGCUACUACAAGGAAGGAAACUGAGAAACGACACAACCCAGUGGAAAGCAUUUGUAGAAAAAUCAGAGCCAUCCAAAAGAGAGAGGUGACGUCAAAUCCAAUUCGCCAGAUCAUCAGAUACCAAGCCAGCGGUUCUCAGAGUCCCCGGGCCCACAGCAAGAAGAACCUGGGGGAUCUGCUGAAGAUAGGGAUGGCUGCUCACUUUCCUGUGCCCGCCUCUCCUUUCUCAAGUUCUGAGCAAGUUGGUGCCUUCAUUUCUUGUCCUAAGGUGGUAUCUCCAAGAACCCCACACCUCUCCCCUCUAGGCUCUCCUGGGAAUGGAACAUGUCCUGUUACACUGACAAGUUCUGAAAAUGCUUCGAGACUGAGAUCCAGCAGCAAGCAGAGUGGCACACCUUUGCUAUCACGGAGUAGACAAGGGAUGCUCUUGAACGAGGGUUUGGACACCUGUUGUAGUGAAAAUUGUAGAACCUUCACACUUGACUUUGAUUCCGCUUCUGGCCAAAGCUAUGACUCUGUGACUCCCCAGGAGUCAGUGGUGAAACAACUAUCUUUGAAUGAGGAUGAAUGGAAACUGGGAGGUGAUGACGGCAAAGAUGAUGUCACCCCCAGCACGCACGGGGCCCCGGGGGACGAGCCGCUUGCUGGUAUUUUUCAUGCAUGGGGCACAACAUGCAGAGAAGGCUCAGGAGGAGUGGGCAGAAUCCUGGAUAAUCUGAGACACACUGGGCCGGAGUCUGAAGACGGCGGCCUGGAGGAGCUGAGGAGUGUGCUCGACCCUGAAAACGGAGGCCCGAGUGUGGGUCUGGAAACUCUGCAGGCCACCGUGAGAGAGUGGGUGGCUCACUGCAGAAGCGAACGGGAAGGAGAAACUAGCAGAUUAAGCAGCGUCGUUGAUGAUUCUGUUUUUGAACCAUGGGACAGCAUGAAAUCAGUGAAGAUGACCACAGAUGGAGUGGAUUCCACACCAGGGAGCCUGGAGGGUGCGGGUGGAGCCAGCCAUCAGCAAGUCUUAGAAGUGUCUGACUUGCUAACCUAUGUAGCACACCUACAUUUCAACAAGCAGAAAUUGGAAGAGGAAAAUCGUAAGUUUAAAUUAGCAAUGGAAACCUUGGAAGAAGCUAACAGCCAGUUGUUAGAGGACUGUGCUGAGCUGCGCCUUCAAAUAAAAAGUGCCCAGCAGGCUGUUAUGAGAACAAAUCUGUUAAAAGAAGAACUGGAAGAACUGAAAAUGAGUAUGAGCAUUUUGGAAAAACAGAAGACCACGAUCGGGGCUCAGAACAAACAAUUAGAGACAGAAAACCGGGCUCUGGUUCUUAAGAUUCGGAUGCUACAGGAAGAGAAUAUUAGGAACAUUAUCGAUACAGAUAGACUGGAAAAGAAGAUUGAGGAGUUGACUAAAAUUGACACAGAGCACCAAAUGCAGUUGCGCACGUAUGAGAACACUUUGCUUACUAAAGAUGCAAGCAUACGGAAGAAGGAUUUAAGAAUAGAAGAACUGAAGUCAACCAUCAUAGACUACGGGAGUGUUAUAGAGGUAUACCAUAAUUAUGUCACAUCUUGCAAGGUGAGAUUGUUGAGUGUAAAUUAUCCACUGUAAUAACACAUGCAUCCUAAUACUGUGUGUGAUUGCAGAAUUUGCGAGGGGAUAAAAAUAAACUGGCUCAUGAGUUGCAGCACCUGCAGCAGGAACUCAUCAUGUAUGUAUGGAGUGAGCCUUGCCAGCCUCCCACCCUGUGUUAUUGGCUCCCCGAGCUGUAUGCCACUCCUGGGAUGGCCACAUUUCUUUCUCUGCCUUUGUGUGUAGUAUUUUCUCUGCUCUUCUCCACGUGAACUCCUUCACAAGAUUCCCUGACCCUUCGUGGCUGUCUUAACUCAGGCUGAAAACAACGAACGCCUGUUUCUCAUAGCUGUGGAGACGCAAAGCCCAAGAUCAGGAUGCCAGCAGGUGUGGGUUCUAGUGAGGGCUGUCUAGCAGCUUAUGGACUGCUGACUUCUCUGUGUAUCUUCACAGAGAGGAAGGGAUGGGAACGGUCAGCCCUUUUCUUAGAAGGGCUGCACCCUCAUAAUUCCUUGCCAAAGACCCCCACCUCCAAAUCCCAUCACAUUGGGGUUAAGAAUCCAACUUACACAUUUUGGGGUGGGAGGCAAACAUUCAGUCCAUUGUAGGAAUGCUUGCUUGCUUUUCUUCACCUUGCAGUUAGGUGAUCCUUUUGAAUGCAAUUGUGGCGCAUUGUUCUGCUAACACGGAUUACCCCAUAGUGUCAUCCUUUGUUUCUUUUUUCUUCUAAAGAUUUAUUUAUUUAUUUGAAAGUCAGAGUUACAUAGAAGGAGAGGCAGAGAGAGAGAGGUCAUCCAUCUGCUAGUUCACUCCCCAGUUGGCUGCAAUGGCCAGAGCUGCGCCGAUCCAGAGCCAGGAGCUUCUUCUGAGUCUCUGACAUGGGUGCAGGGACUCAGGGACUUGGGCCAUAUUCUACUUAUUUCCCAGGCCAUAGCGGAGAGCUAGAUCAGAAAUGGAGCAGCCAGGAAUCGAACCGGUACCCAAAUGGAAUGCCAGGACUACAGGCGGUAGCUUAACCCGCUACGCCACAGCACUGGUCCCAUCAUUUAGUUCUGAGCCUGUGUCAAAUUGCUGGUCUAGGAUUUACAGCAGUAACUCAGCCAGUGGUGUAAGGACAUCAUUUAUGUUAUGUGGGUGGCAAACAAGGCAAGUGCAGGACCUGUUCGGAGGCAGAGGGAGCUGCUCUGUCUAACUCCAGCUAAUUUUGUUACAUCAAGACCCUGUGGUCCUGU